Messenger RNA from Doryrhamphus excisus (bluestripe pipefish), 1296 nucleotides. RefSeq lists its product as uncharacterized. The record is from RefSeq and is a predicted model, not a curated record. Lineage: Eukaryota; Metazoa; Chordata; Actinopteri; Syngnathiformes; Syngnathidae.
CGUCACUUGUCGGUGGUCCUCCGGUCUUCCAUGCUCACCAGUCAUCCCGACUUGUGACCCGACUGGAGACAUGGGACCGUGGACUCUCCAAACCGGGAGCGACCCAGACAACUUCAACCAAGGGACGGAAGUAUUUUCCUCGCAAAGACGUUGAUUACCGUUUUCAUUUUUAUUUCGAAAAACCUAGAUGACAACUGUUUUUUUAACACCGAGGGCAAAGUGCCACACCUUCGCGUAGCGCAACAGAUCUUCCACCCGGCCGGCCAAAUGGGGUGCCGAUGCUGCCGGAUGAUGAAAAGUUAUAUGUCCGACCCCUCUGCGGCAGUGGACAUGAGAAAGACAGACUCCUUCUACCACACUCACAACCUCUCAAGCGGGGCCCUCAGCAGCCGCUCGCUAAGGGGCCACCGCUCGCAGAAGGAGGACAAGGAGGGCUUCCACAACCUGGCUUACAGUAUCUCCAGUGACAGCAGCCUUAGACUGGAGGUGGACAACAAUCAUGUCAACCACAGGCUGCACGCCGCUCCUGUGCCCGCAACAGCCAGUGCCCCCACUGUGGAGGGCGGCCUCUACAUAAUCCAACCGGACGCUCUGGGGCCACAGUGGGUGAUGCAGGACAAACGGCACAGUCAGGUGCCGGUGUACCCGGCCUUUCAGGCCUAUGAUAACCAGAGGGUUUUUGGUGAGCUGAGACACUGGGACAGCCCCCUAUCUGAGUGUAUCAACGCAGGCGGGAGCUUGUCCGUAGACGAGGUGGACGAAGGUGUAGGGGGGACGCCGGAGUACCCGUGCGACACCGGGGACGAGGCCAGCGUCUUGUCAGUGGACAUCCAAACCAGCACAACCAGCCUGUCGUCAGUGGACACCAAAGACGAGCGCAGAUGCAAGGCGGCCGACGUGUCCACCAUGGAGAGCGGCAUCUGCGUGACAAAGAGCGAGGACGAGGAGGACGACAAUGGGGAUGAGGUGCAAAGCGUCACAGACUCAAUGGUGGCCGAGGCCCUGGCUGCCCUGGAAGCUGCCACGGCGGGGGAGGACUACGAGUGAGGGAUGCAAGUGGACUGCAGUCAGAAGGAAAACUGUUUACAAGAGCAAGUCCUGGUUUGCAAGGGAAGUGUGUCAACACUCCAGUCCAAUCCAAUCCAAUCCAAUCCAGUAGUAACUGAAUCUUCAAGCCUUAGUUUGGAUUUUUUUUCCCCUCCAUUUGUUCAUACAUUUAUUUUAAUUCUUGCUUCUUUCUGUUGUGGUAAAUGAUUGUAUGUAUUGACUACAAUGACAAUAAAUCUUUCAUACAUG